Musca domestica (house fly) is the source of this 2621-nucleotide messenger RNA. It is a transcript of the gene Noc2, whose product is annotated as nucleolar complex protein 2 homolog. The coding region runs from base 89 to 2527 and encodes 812 amino acids. Gene Ontology annotation, biological process: negative regulation of transcription by RNA polymerase II; ribosomal large subunit biogenesis. Lineage: Eukaryota; Metazoa; Arthropoda; Insecta; Diptera; Muscidae. Gene Ontology annotation, molecular function: transcription corepressor activity; histone binding. The record is from RefSeq and is a predicted model, not a curated record. Gene Ontology annotation, cellular component: nucleoplasm; Noc1p-Noc2p complex; nucleolus. The transcript has 2 exons.
GCGAACAACAACGUUAGCGGCUUCAUACUCUGCACGUGGGUUAUUUUUGUUUAGAUUUGCCCACUUGGAACGUGUAGAAAUUAAAAAUAUGAAGAAUUUAGUUAAAAAACCUGGAAAACCUAAAUCUUUGGCCACCAUUGAGAAAAAGAAAAAGGUGGGCAAUACAGAAGAGAAGAUACAAAAAGUUAAGAAACUCAAGGAAGUCGUUGAGAAGGAAGCGGCUGAGGUAGCUCCCAAGAAACUAAAAACAAAAGUAAAAAAGACCCAAGAGUCAUCUGUGGAGUCAACCAAAAAAUCCAAAAAGCUAAAUAAAUCCGAUAAAAAUGAUGAUGGUAAAAAGAAGAAAAACAAAAAGUCCCACAAGGAGGAACUGGAAGGCUUGAAAGACAUUGAUCCAGAGUUCUAUGAUUUCUUGAAAAAGAAUGACAAACAGCUAUUGGAAUUCAAUAUGUUGGACAGUGAUGAUGACGACGAAGAGGCUGAGGUUAAAUCAAAGAAGGAAGUAAAAGGAAAAGCAUCCAAGAAAGAAAAGAAAUCAAAAAAGUCACAAGAUUCUGAUGAUGAUGAUUUUUUGGAUGAUGAUGAAGAAGAUGACGACGAAGACGAAGAAAUGGAUGACGAUGAUGAGGAGGAUGAAAAGUUUCACAAACCCAAUGCUGAUCUCGAGGUUGCCAGUGACGAGAGUGACUUUGAGGCCGAUGAAGAACCUGAAAUGGCUUCGGAUGGCGUACAAAAGGUUACAUUAAAUCUCCUACGCCAAUGGCAAAUACAAUUGGAGCAGGAUAAGGUGCCAAUAGAUAUUGUACGCAAAGUGACACAAGCAUUCAGUUCUGCACUAGCCAGUAUAACGCCCGAUGCAGAACAAGUGGAAUUGCCAUUUAAAGUUGUUGGCUCGGCAGCCUUUAAUGGUGUCAUCCAACUGUGUGUUUUGCAUUUGCAACCAGCAAUUCUAAGAUUCUUGGGUAUUAAGGAAAAGUCGAAUGUACCGCUUCACAAGAAUAAGAAAUGGAACAAAGUUCGUGGUUGUCUACGUUAUUAUUUAACCGAUUUGAUACGUCUUGUGGAACAAGUGUCCAGUCCCAAUAUCCUAUCGGUUUUACUCAAACAUCUGCAUCAAAUGGCCAACAUGGUGGCCCCCUUUACCACAUUGGGCAAGACAAUUUUGAAGCGUUUAAUUGUACUCUGGUCUACGGGCGAUGAAACCAUACGAGUGGUGGCAUUUUUGUGUAUCCUGAAAAUCACUCGCAACCAACAGGUUACCAUGUUAAAUCAUGUACUGAAGGCGAUGUACCUUUCCUAUGUACGUAAUUCCAAAUUCGUUUCCCCAAACACAUUGCCAUCCAUCAAUUUCAUGCGCCGUUCCUUGGUGGAAAUGUUUGCUUUGGAUUUGAACACCACCUAUCAACAUGCCUUCUUGUAUAUCCGUCAAUUGGCCAUUCAUCUGCGUAACGCUGUCAUUCUCAAGAAGAAAGACAGUUUCCAAGCUGUCUACAAUUGGCAGUACAUAAAUUCUUUGCGCCUUUGGUGUGAUUUGCUGGGUCUCACCGCAGAUAAACAACAACUGCAGCCUUUGAUUUAUCCCCUGGUAACCAUUGCCAUUGGUGUAAUACGUUUAAUACCCACAGCCCAAUAUUUCCCACUGCGUUUCCAUUGCUUGCAAUCACUAAUUGAAUUGGCCAAAAACACCCAUACGUUUAUACCCGUUUUGCCCCUAAUUUUGGAAGUUCUACGCAGCAACACUUUCAACAAGAAACACAGCUCCGUUUCCAUGAAACCUCAACAGUUCACGUGUAUAUUGCGUUUGAAUAAAGGACAAUUGGCGGAAAAUGGUUUCAGAGAUGAAGUUGUGGAACAAGUUUGUGGUCUGACAUUGGAGUAUUUGGCCUAUGAAUCAAAUUCCUUGGCCUUUUGCGAUCUGGCAGUGCACACAGUCACCGCAUUGAAGAGUUAUCUCAAGGAUUGUCGCAAUGCCAAUUAUUCCCGAAAAAUUAAGCAGCUGAUAGACAAAAUUGCCGAAAACUCGAAAUUCAUCGAACAGGAACGUCGUAAGAUUACUUUUGGUCUUAAGGACACGGAGCAAAUACGUGCCUGGGAAACACAGGUGCGCAACAAAGGCACACCAUUGGACAUUUACUAUAAUGCCUGGGUCAAGACACAUGAAACCAAGAAGAGACGUCAAGCAGCCCAGGCGGAUAGUGUUAAUGAUGGUUACGAUUUGCCAGUCCUAAAGAAACCGACUAAAAAGCCAAUGUCUAUUAAGAAUGAAGAUGGCGAAGUUGAACUGUUCCCCUCCGAUUCGGAAGAUGAUGAGGCUGGCGAUUCGAAAUUACCCGGUGUUGAGGAAAGUGACGAAGAACAAAUGGUCGUUGAUGAUGAGGAAACUAAGCCUAAGAAGAAAUCUAAAAAAGAUAAAAAGGAGUCCAAAAAGGCGAGCGCUGCAACAGAACAAGAAGUUGAUAUACCCGUUGAAGAGCCGGAAAAUGAAGAAGUCGAUAUUGUUAAAGAUUUGGAUAUGGAUGAUUGGUAGUUUUCUAAUUUUACUUUAUGUGGAAAGUAAAUUUAUAAUUUUAUUGACUUUAUCAAAUUAGUUAAGGAAUAAUAAAAUGUAAAAAUAAAAACAA